AUGGCACCAAAACGUAAAAGUGCUCGAAUUGAAGCACAGGCUGCUGUUCCGAAGAAACAACUAGCCAGAAACAAGACGGUAUCCACGACUCAAUUAAACAAAGCUCUCUCGGAUUUGAAGCUUGCGCAAUAUGAGUUAAAAAGAAACAAAAUGCGGCAUGCAUUGGAAUCAGAAGAGAAAGAUGAUGAACUUGAGAUGCUGAAAACAGAUAAUCAUGCAUUGGAGAAAGAAAUUAAACAAUUCAAGAAUUGUAAGGAUACCAAGAAAGCAACGGAAAAGAUGCAGGCAGAGUACAAGAAAAUAGAACAGAGCCGGAAAAGAAUGUUAGAAGCCCAAUCGCUUCUGGGAGCUGAGCAAGAGAAGAAGUUUAAAGAGGCCAAGCCAUGGAGACAGUGUGAGAUUUGUACUGAGGAGUUCACAAAGACGGGCGCACGAUCUCCACGUACCAUGUCCUGCGGACACACUUUCUGCCUCACAUGCCUCGAAAGCAUGAAAGAGACAUACUUCAGAACACAAAUCAGAUGCCCAACUGAUAGAAAAUACAUGUAUUGCAAGGAUGGAGAUCUCAAGAAGCUUCCUAUCAAUUAUCUAGCUCUUCACAUGUGA
Messenger RNA from Caenorhabditis briggsae, 606 nucleotides. The coding region runs from base 1 to 606 and encodes 201 amino acids. Lineage: Eukaryota; Metazoa; Nematoda; Chromadorea; Rhabditida; Rhabditidae. The record is from RefSeq and is a predicted model, not a curated record. The transcript has 3 exons.